AUGUCUAAUGAUCAAUUGUCUGAAGGGGCUGCUGAUGAAAGUAAUAUGUCGUUUGAAUAUGAAGGAAUCUGUAAUUUUAAAUAUAAUUUUGAUGAAAAUAUUAUAGAGAAUAAAAAUGUUUUUAGUGAAGAAAAUGAUACUGAAGAGGAGAAAAAUACA
Dentiscutata erythropus is the source of this 159-nucleotide messenger RNA. The record is from the annotation of a GenBank genome assembly. Lineage: Eukaryota; Fungi; Glomeromycota; Glomeromycetes; Diversisporales; Gigasporaceae.